Messenger RNA from Fulmarus glacialis (Northern fulmar), 1387 nucleotides. It is a transcript of the gene CEP120, whose product is annotated as centrosomal protein 120kDa. NCBI's taxonomy places the organism in Eukaryota, Metazoa, Chordata, Aves, Procellariiformes, Procellariidae. The transcript has 10 exons. The record is from RefSeq and is a predicted model, not a curated record. Gene Ontology annotation, biological process: positive regulation of centriole elongation; centrosome cycle; interkinetic nuclear migration. The annotation marks the transcript as partial. Gene Ontology annotation, cellular component: centriole; centrosome.
AUUACCUUUGCUGGUUGAAUUGUGGCACAAGGAUAAAACAGCUAAAGACUUACUUCUAGGAGUGGCGAGACUUCAGCUUUCAAAUGUUCUGGCUUCAGAAAAAACCCGGUUCUUGGGUGGUAAUGGUGAACAAUGCUGGCGUCAAACUUGCAAUGAAACAGUCAGUGUCACAGCAGCACAAGGGUCAGGCAACAGAAUAGCAGAGCUUUCAUAUGCUAUCACUUUGGAAGACUACGGGCUUGUGAAAAUGCAAGAAGUUCUGGUGUCAGAUUCUUCUCAAUGUGUAGGUGCUGGUCAGCAGCGGCAUGUCCCUCACACUCAGCCUCGUUGUACCCCAGAAAACCAUCCAGAACCUCGAGAAACUCUUGAAUACAAAGCAGCACUGGAGCUAGAGAUGUGGAAGGAAAUGCAAGAGGACAUUUUUGAAAAUCAGCUUAAAAAGAAGGAAAUGGCCCAUAUGCAAGCACUUGCAGAAGAAUGGAGGAAAAGAGAUAGAGAGAGAGAAGCAUUAGUGAAGAAAAAGAUAGCAGAAUAUACUGUUUUGGAAGAACAACUUCAGAAAACCCUGAGAGAUCUAGAUAAGCGAGAACGACAGCUUUUUAGUGCUGAAUCAGAGCUUCAAAGAGUGAAGAAGGAGUUGCAAGCAGAGCAUGAACGAAAUCUGCAGGAGCUACAGGAUUCUGUGCGGCGAGCCAGAGAAGAGUGUGCACACCAGGUUGAACUAGAAAGGUCAAAAAUCAAACAGCUGGAAGAAGACAAGCUUCGCUUCCAGCAGCAGCUUUAUGAAGCAGAAAAUAAGCAUAAAACUUUGGAGAAGGAGUUCCAGCAGUACAAAGAACAGCAAAGUAGCAAACCAGAAAUCCAGCUACAAUCGGAAAUAAAUCUUCUUACUUUAGAAAAGGUUGAACUUGAAAGAAAGUUGGAGUCAGCUACCAAGUCAAAGCUCCACUACAAACAACAAUGGACAAGGGCUUUGAAAGAACUUGCAAGGUUAAAACAGCGUGAACAAGAAAAUGCAAUGGCUCACCUUAAAAAGCAGCAACAAGAGCUGGAGCACAUGAGGUUGCGCUAUUUGGCAGCAGAAGAAAAAGAGCUGGGGAAAACAGACCGGCAAGAGCUGGAGGAUAUCAGAAAUGAACUUAACAGGCUAAAGCAACAAGAAGAAGAGAGAAAGCAAUUGCAAGAUGUUAGAGAUAAUGCUGCUGGUAGAGUGGAUAGUCUUCAUUCUAGAAAAUUAAAUGAGAACAUGGAUGAUUAUGUUUCUCGUCUGAUAGAAGAGAGGGAUACCUUGUUGAGAACAGGAGUAUAUAAUCAUGAGGAUCAUAUUGUAAGUGAGCUUGAUCGUCAAAUCAGAGAAGCUAUUGCAAAAAGGAACAUCACUAAAUAA